CAAAACCCUUCUUCUUUCUUCCACCUUCAUUUCCCAAAUUGCUAGGGUUUAAGCAUUUUCACCUCUCUCUCAGUCAGAGUCUCACAGCCAUGUCAUUCUACCGCCUGCUCCUCCGCUCUCUCCGCCGCCCUUCUACCCCAACAACCCUACCCCUAACCCAAUCCCUCACCUCCCUCCACCUCCACAACCCCAACCCAAACAUUCCUCUCCAUCUCACCACCCCCACGCGCACCUUCGCUUUCUCCUCCGCCGAAGAAGCCGCUGCUGAGCGCAGACGUCGCAAGCGCCGCCUCCGCAUCGAGCCCCCGCUCAACGCCCUCCGUCGGGACUCACGCCCCCCUCCCCCACGGGACCCGAACGCUCCCCGCCUACCUGAUACCACCUCCGCCCUCGUCGGCCCCCGCCUCAACCUCCACAACCGCGUCCAGUCGCUCAUCCGAGCCGGAGACUUGGACGCAGCCUCCGAGGUUGCGCGCCACUCGGUUUUCUCCAACACUCGCCCCACCGUCUUCACCUGCAACGCCAUUGUGGCUGCAAUGUAUCGCGCCAAGAGGUACAAUGACGCUAUUGCCCUUUUCCACUUCUUCUUCAAUCAAUCAAACAUUGUUCCUAACAUUGUAUCUUAUAAUAAUUUGAUUAAUACUCAUUGCGAUGAGGGCCGUGUCGAUGUGGGACUGGAGAUUUAUCGGCAUAUAAUUGCAAAUUGCCCCUACAGUCCCUCGCCAGUGACAUACCGGCAUUUGACUAAAGGGUUGGUUGAUGCUGGGAGGAUAGGUGAGGGUGUGGACUUGUUGAGGGAGAUGUUGAAUAAGGGCCACGGAGCGGAUUCUUUGGUUUUUAAUAAUUUGAUUAAGGGGUUCUUACAUUUGGAGAAUAUGGAGAAGGCUGUUGAGCUUUUUGAUGAGCUUAAAGAGAGAUGUUUGGUUUAUGAUGGGGUUGUGAAUUCAACCUUUAUGGAUUGGUUUUUCAACCAGGGGAAAGAGAAGGAGGCGAUGGAGUCAUACAAGUCCUUGCUUGAUAGGCAGUUUAGGAUGGUCCCGGCAACUUGUAAUGUUCUCUUGGAGGUACUGCUUAAGCAUGGGAAGAAGAAGGAAGCCUUGGAUUUGUUCGAUCAGAUGUUGGAUAAUCACACCCCACCAAAUUUCCAGGCUGUGAAUUCGGAAACAUUUAACAUUAUGGUUAACGAGUGUUUUAAGCUUGGAAAGUGCGAUGAGGUAAUUGCCACCUUUAAGAAGGUGGGGACAAAGGUGAAUUCAAAGCCGUUUUCUAUGGACGUUGCAGGGUAUAACAAUAUCAUUGCUAGGUAUUGUGAGAAUGGGAUGUUAGCGGAGGCUGAGACACUGUUUGCAGAAUUGUGCUCAAAGUCAUUGACCCCAGAUGUCACGACUCAUAGGACUCUGAUUGAUGCAUAUUUGAAAGUAGAGAGGAUAGAUGAUGCUCUUAAGAUAUUUAGCAGGAUGGUGGAGGUUGGUCUGCGAGUGGUUGCUAGUCUUGGUAAUAGGGUGUUCGAUGAAUUGAUUAAGAACGGGAAGGCAGUAGACUGUGCACAGAUUUUGAAGAAAAUGGGAGAAAAAGAUCCAAAACCAGAUGCCAGUUUUUAUGAUGCUGUGAUCAAGGGGGUUUGCAAUGAAGGUGUGCUUGAUACAGGCCGUGAUUUACUGGAAGAGAUGGUGAGAUAUGGCAUUGGUGUUCCUCCAGAAUUGCAGCAAUUUGUAAAUGAGGUUUUUGGAGAAGCUGGGCGUGGCGAAGAGAUUCAGAGAGUAUUAAAUACGAAUAGGUGGGGAUAUCGAUCACUACCUAGAGAGGCACCACCUCAGCAAUUCCAACCAAGAUCGCCUCAAAUGGCGGGACAAUAUCGUCCAUCGUCGGCACCGCCCCAAAUGACUGGACAAUAUCAGCCGCCAUCUGGACCCUAUCAGUCACCAUCUGGAACCAAUCAGCCACCUUCUGGACCCUAUCAGCCACCAUCUGGAACCUAUCAGCCGCCUUCUGGACCCUAUCAGCAACCAUCUGGAACCUAUCAGCCACCAUCUGCAACCUAUCAGCCGCCAUCUGGACCUAUCAGCCACCAUCUGGAACCAUCAUCCCCUCUGGACCCUAUCAGCCGCCUUCUGGACCCUAUCUGGACCCUAUCAGCCACCAUCUGGAACCAAUCAGCCACCUUCCGGAACCUAUCAGCCGCCAUGGGGAACCUAUCAGCCACCAUCCGGAACCUGUAA
Molecule: messenger RNA, 2219 nt
Organism: Malus domestica (apple)
Lineage: Eukaryota; Viridiplantae; Streptophyta; Magnoliopsida; Rosales; Rosaceae
Product: pentatricopeptide repeat-containing protein At1g10270-like
Molecular function (GO): protein binding
Source: RefSeq, a predicted model, not a curated record